Messenger RNA from Glossina fuscipes, 2730 nucleotides. It is a transcript of the gene Clamp, whose product is annotated as zinc finger protein 658B. The transcript has 7 exons. The record is from RefSeq and is a predicted model, not a curated record. Lineage: Eukaryota; Metazoa; Arthropoda; Insecta; Diptera; Glossinidae. The coding region runs from base 634 to 2625 and encodes 663 amino acids. Gene Ontology annotation, biological process: regulation of transcription by RNA polymerase II. Gene Ontology annotation, cellular component: nucleus. Gene Ontology annotation, molecular function: RNA polymerase II transcription regulatory region sequence-specific DNA binding; DNA-binding transcription factor activity, RNA polymerase II-specific.
ACGAGAGUGAACGGUUAAGAAAAUUUUAAGGCGGAUUAAAACAUUAGUAAAAAUAAUUACAACUAGAAUAUCUAAUUAUUAGCAACUAAAAAACUUUACAAAAAAAUGUACUCGUAAAGAAUAAAGUUGAAAUUUAAUAUAAUUUUCAAGUAAAAUGACUUCAAAAGGUUGCGUAUUAUUAACAAAAAACGCAAGAGAAGAAAAAAACGAAGCGGCCGCCAUAUUGCUUCUCUUGUCUGUUUUACACAUAUAGAUGGCUGUCUUGUCAUCGCACGGUCGAUUUCGUUACGUUUGCAAUGUUUGUAAGAAGAGUAGUAUGUAUAGUAGUGUUUUACCUUUGGCCCUGAUGUGUGUGUGCGAGAAAAAUAUGGUAGAAAAAUUGUUCCAACAUCAAUUUUCAGUGCAUCUCAUGUGUGAUAUUUUCAAGUAAAUUUGUUAGAAAAAGAAAAACUGCAGUGACUGCUACCACUAAAAAAGCGGCAGAUAAAUAACAAAUAAACAUUCGAAAAUUUGCUUACAAAAAAUCAAAAAGGACCAUAGUGGUGAAGAAUUUUCGAGAAGUACUUGGUUGGAAAGAAACUUUUUGAAGCUGUUGCGUAAAAAAGAUUUUCUUUCAACCCUGCGGUCCUAUAAAUGAUGGAGGAUAUUACAAAAAAUAUUAUAUUUACAAAUGCUAUAGGUGCCAAUGUACAACCGGCUACUAUACAAUAUCAGACAGCGGACGGUACUAUUUUGAAACAGCCAAAAAUUGAAGGACAGAAAGAUCAGCCCACUUUCUAUUAUACCACAACAAAUGGUAACGCAGCCACAGUAAAUCUAGCCCAAUUAACCACAGACGAUAAUAAGACUUGUUAUAUAGCACAACCCGUGGGUGGUUAUAAUUUUGCAUUAGUUAAUUCGGGUAUGCAAUUGAAUCAAGGUGGCACUUUUGGUAUAGCCACCGUGGAUGCACAAGGACGUUUACAGAUCGUAAAUCAGAAUAAACCGAUUGCAACGGCAAUUUCUCCUUUACAAAACACUAUAUCAAAUAUAAGCUUUAAGUGUGAUAUUUGUGGUUUAAUGUUCCAUCACUUGGCUUUAUUGAAUCACCAUAAACGUAUACACGCCCAGGAAGGCGUAGAACAACAGCAGCAGCAGCAGCAACAACAACAACAGCAGCAGCAGCAACAACAACAGCAACAACAACAGCAGCAGCAACAGCAUCAAAGUCAGCCGGACGCUAUAGCGGUAGUAAACGCUCAAGGUUUAGUGCAGACUCAGAAUAUCAUAACCGAAAAUGGCCAGAUGGGCCAAAUACAAAUAGUGGCUACUGAAGCACUAGAACCAGCCACAUCAGUAUUACAGCAGCAGCAGCAACAACAACAAUCCCAACAACAACAACAUCAGUCCAGUCAUCAAGCGCAACAACAGCAGCAACAUUCUGGUGAAGUUUCGGUAGGUAAACCUUUAAAAUUGGAGCAAAGUAAGUGCUUAAGCUGUGGCCAACAGUUUCUACAACCGGUUAAACGUAAAGCGGUGAAGGCUGUUCGGUGCGACAGUUGCAUUCAAGGCGAACAGGCUCAGCAAGCGUUAGCGGCGGCAAAUCAAGGGACCACACCUUUCCUAGUAACUCCAGACGGUGAAAUCAAAUUCGAAAUGAACGAACUGCCUAGCGGUAAUUCUGAGUCUUCCAUGGAUUCCUUAAACGCCCAGAAUAUGCUACAAAAUCAAUUGCAACCGGUACAAAUAUUAUCCGCCAAUUCGCAAGGUCAACAACAGCUUCAAAUGGUCACGAAUCAAGGCGGUGGAAAUCAUAAUCAAGCUCUCAAAAGGGAGAGUGGAACGCCCAAUAACGAACCCUCGCCAGCAGUCAAAAAGAAACCAUCUUCGGCUAAAGUAACAAAAUGCGGCAAAUGUAAUGGCUCGGGGGUAGUAUUUGUGGGUAGCGGAGCACCUGCUCACAAACAUGGUUCUGCAGCAACUGCUACGAUAAAAACAGAAACUCCGAAGCCUUUUACAUGUAAUAUUUGCGGAGGCACUUUCUCACGUUAUUCUAGCUUAUGGUCGCAUAAAAAGCUGCAUAGCGGUGAAAAAAAUUACAAAUGCACAAUAUGUGGUUUAGCAUUUGCAAAGGCUGUCUAUUUGAAAAACCACGCUCGUAUACAUACGGGCGAGAAACCCUACAAAUGUCAAACUUGUGGAAUGCAAUUUUCGCAGUCACCUCACCUUAAGAAUCAUGAGCGGACACAUAGUGGCGAACGACCGUAUGUGUGCGAAGUAUGCGACAAAGGUUUCGCUCGCCAUGCGACUUUGUGGAAUCACAGACGUAUUCACACUGGUGAAAAACCAUAUAAAUGUGAAAUUUGCGGUUCGGCUUUUUCACAGGCAGCUCAUUUAAAAAAUCACGCCAAAGUUCACUCUGGUGAAAAACCAUUUAAAUGUGACAUUUGUUCAGCCGCGUUUGCAGAUCGUUUUGCUUUGAAGCGACAUAGGGGUAUCCAUGAGAAAUAUGGACAAACCGCACCUCGUCAGCCCGCCCAAGCACCUCAACAGCAACAAAGCGAUCAACAGCAAGUAGUACACAAGCAAGAAAUGCCUGAUAUGGAUGAUGAUGCUCAACACGAAGUCAUUAUAUCUGGUUUAUAGACAUUAACAUCUAGUAAUCGUACCCGUAACACUAAUAGCCACUCAUCUAGAAGGCAUCAAACUAGUGCUGGAGCGGCAACCGCUAACAAUUCUUAUCAUCAUCUU